Messenger RNA from Salvia miltiorrhiza (redroot sage), 2588 nucleotides. Its product is annotated as COBRA-like protein 1. The transcript has 6 exons. Gene Ontology annotation, cellular component: plasma membrane. NCBI's taxonomy places the organism in Eukaryota, Viridiplantae, Streptophyta, Magnoliopsida, Lamiales, Lamiaceae. The record is from RefSeq and is a predicted model, not a curated record. The coding region runs from base 1113 to 2435 and encodes 440 amino acids. Gene Ontology annotation, biological process: plant-type cell wall cellulose biosynthetic process; cellulose microfibril organization.
AUUAACACUUAAAAACUUCAUAUCUUAAUUAUCUCAUGUUCUUGUCAUGCACUGAAUUUUCAAUUCUAACUUCAAAUAUAUUGAUGAGUGUCUUCAUUCAUUCUGUCUUUUUUUUCCCUCUAUAAAUCCAGAUCUAACAUUUUAAUUCAAAAAACCACGUAAAAAACAAAAGAAGAUUGUAUGAUUUAGACAUUCAAAAUUGCAAAAUUGGACUAAUAUGCGCAAUGGAACUGUUCGAUAAAAUGCCUGACAGAAACGACGAAAUGCUGCCGUCGAAUGAAAAUCGCAGGAAUGGAAAUAUUAGCAGUGGAAAAGCAAUCUGACGUUGUGAAAUUACGAAUUCAUUUUUUAGCUCAAACAGUUUAAUAUUGAAUUAGAAUUUUAAUUCAAUUUUUUUCUUGUCCAUGCGUGAAUAAAAAAAAGACAGUAUUUUGCUAUGAUUGAGCCUAUAAUUUGAAUUGCUUUGGGUUGUAGUAUCUUAUUGCCGAUUUUGUAUUUACUAAUUCGGUAUCUAUGGAGUUAAAAUUAAUUAUAGCUGACUUUAAAAAAAAAAAAUUCUAAAUGCAGUAGUUAAUGAUCUGGUCUUAGGUUUCUUAGCUAGAGAAUUAAUCUGGAAUUUUUUGAGUUCUUCAAACAAGAAACAUGAGUAGGAUAAGAUUAGUUUAAUGUUAAUGGGAAUGAUCAAAUAUAGAGUAUAUACGUCAUGCUUAAAUAAUGAAUGAUGUGAUAAGAUUGGAAUACUAUGUAUUCUGUGUUAUUAUGCAUUUAUUCCUUUAGAUUAAAUUAUUGCCAAAGUUUGCUGUAAAUUAAUUAAAGAGGUGAUUUUUUAAGAGGGGUAUAGUUAGGAUAGUUCAAUAUAUAUUGCAGAUAAUGGAAAGGACUAAGUAGUACUGCAAAUUAUUUAUAUACUAUUUUAGGAGAAUCAAGAAUUUUGCAACAUGUAGAUACUUUUUAUCUACUUAUUUUGUCUCUUGUUAUUCACAUUGAUUUUCCCAACAAUCUUGUCUUUUUAUAUCCAACUCUUCUUUGAUUAUGAUGAUGCUCCCCUUUCGCCUCUCGUUAUAUAACUGCUACUCCAUUUGAAUUUUUGCUUUGCCUUAAUUAGAAAAAAAAUGGUGUUGUUUACUCCAUCAAUGCAGCGUUACUUGUUGAUGUUAUUGUUGUCAGCUGCAGCUUCAAGAAUUUCAGAUUGCUACGACCCUUUGGAUCCGAAUGGAAACAUCACAGUUACCUUCGACAUAUUCAAGUACAACAACGAUGGCUACGUGGCAAGAGUGAGCAUCCGAAACUACCAUCAGUAUCGUCACGUGGAGAGACCGGGUUGGAAGCUCGGGUGGUGGUGGGCGAGGGAGGAGGUUAUCUUGGCGAUUUCCGGAGGUGUUGCGACGAAACAAGGUGAAUGCAAAGCUUCCACUGAUGAAAAACCACAUUGCUGCUCGCCCGAUCCUGAGGUGGUCGACCUAGCACCGGAUGCAACGACGGAUAGCCGAACGGAUGGUUGCUGCCAUGACGGCGUGCUGGCCGCCUGGGCCAUCGACCCUCCCAUGUCUUACUCGUCCUUCGAGAUCACGGUAGGGAAUCUGGAUCAGAACAGGACCGGCUACCUGGCCCCCCUCAAUCUCACCCUAACGGCCCCCGGUCCGGGCUACACUUGUGGCCCGGUUAGGGAGGCUCCCCCAACGGUCUCCUCCGUCGUUGGGGGGAGACGAGAGGAGCAGGUUUUCAGGACGUGGAAGUCGGAAUGCACCUACUCGAGCUAUCUAUCUAGCAAGACCCCGGUGUGCUGCGUCUCGCUCUCGACAUUCUACAGCCCGGACAUCACGCCGUGCCCCUCGUGCAGCUGCGGGUGCCGGAUAGCCGAUCAGUCCGCCAACUCGUGCAUCAGUGAAGGUGCAAUUCCCUCAAAUAUACCAGAGGCUGAGCUAGUUAAAUGCACUGAUCACAUGUGCCCUCUUAGAAUCCACUGGCACAUCAAGAACAACUAUGUCACUCACUGGAAGGUGAAACUAACCGUCUCCAACUACCACUACGGGAGGAACUAUUCCAACUGGAACGUCGUCGUUCAGCACCCCGGCCUCGGGCGGUCCUUGGCCGCCCUCGGGUUUAACAGCACAAUGCUUCCAACUACUGGUGUCCCAGAAGAUGCGGCCCUCUUAUGGGGAAAGGCUUUCUACAACACAAUGCUACUGCAGGCUGAUGAGUAUGAGGUGGGAUCAGUGACUACAGACUUACUCUUGCAGAAAGAUGCAAAUUCAUUUACUCUGAGCAACGGUUGGGGGUUUCCACGAAGGAUAUAUUUCAAUGGGGAGAAUUGCCAGAUGCCGCUGCCCGACGCAUACCCGAGGCUGCCCAACGGCGGCCCUGGCCGCCGCAGGGGGCUGUUUUUGCUCAUAACACUACUCUACUUUACCUGCACCAUGUGUUUGGGGUGCUGACAUAUACAAUUUUUUUUUUCCUUUUUUGUUUCUAGCCCUUCAACCAUAUGUAGAUUUAAAUCGGCUCAAUUCAUUUGUAGAAAGAUUGAUAUCUGCCUUUAGGCAGAUUGUGAACAGGUUUUAAUGAAAAAUACUGAAUUUUUUAACACCAAA